Messenger RNA from Ochotona princeps (American pika), 2796 nucleotides. RefSeq names its product solute carrier family 9 member A3 (gene SLC9A3). The record is from RefSeq and is a predicted model, not a curated record. Gene Ontology annotation, molecular function: sodium:proton antiporter activity. Lineage: Eukaryota; Metazoa; Chordata; Mammalia; Lagomorpha; Ochotonidae. Gene Ontology annotation, biological process: sodium ion transport; proton transmembrane transport; regulation of pH. Gene Ontology annotation, cellular component: brush border membrane; apical plasma membrane. The transcript is spliced from 17 exons. Bases 141 to 2624 code for a protein of 827 amino acids.
AUUAAAGGCCACCCGGACCGGAUUGCGGUCUCGCCGAAGCGCGCAGGGCUCAGCGCGGUGGAACGCGCUCCUCGUCCACCGGGUGCGGAGGGAUCCCCCGCGACCUGAGCAUUGCGACCCGGCGCUGAGCGACUUCAGCGAUGCGGGAGCGCAGGGGCUCUGGCCCCGGUUGGGGGCCCCUGCUGGCACUGGCGAUGGUGCUGACCGCGCUGCCAAGGGCGUGGGGCGCGGAGCACGAAGCGCACAGCGAGACUGAGGGCUUCCAAGUGGUCACCUUCAAGUGGCAUCACGUCCAGGACCCGUACAUCAUCGCGCUCUGGGUCCUCGUGGCCAGCCUGGCCAAGAUCGUUUUCCACUUGUCCCACAAGGUCACCAGCAUCAUCCCCGAGAGCGCACUGCUCAUCGUGCUGGGCCUGGUGCUGGGCGGCAUUGUCUGGGCAGCUGACCACAUCGCCUCCUUCACACUCACGCCCACCGUCUUCUUCUUCUACCUGCUGCCGCCCAUUGUGCUGGAUGCUGGCUACUUUAUGCCCAACCGGCUGUUCUUCAGCAACCUGGGCAGCAUCCUGUUGUAUGCCGUGGUCGGCACUGUGUGGAAUGCCGCCACCACUGGGCUGUCACUUUACGGUGUCUUCCUCAGUGGCAUCAUGGGUGACUUGAAGAUUGGCCUCCUCGACUUCCUGCUGUUUGGCAGCCUUAUCGCUGCCGUGGACCCUGUGGCGGUCCUGGCCGUGUUUGAGGAGGUGCAUGUCAAUGAGGUCCUGUUUAUCAUCGUCUUUGGGGAGUCACUGCUCAAUGAUGCCGUCACUGUGGUGCUGUACAACGUGUUCCAGUCUUUUGUGACACUGGGUGGUGACAAAGUGACUGGCGUGGACUGCGUGAAGGGCAUCGUGUCCUUCUUCGUGGUGAGCCUCGGGGGCACACUGGUGGGUGUCGUGUUUGCCUUCCUGCUGUCUCUGGUGACGCGUUUCACCAAGCAUGUGCGGGUCAUCGAGCCUGGCUUUGUCUUCAUCAUCUCCUACCUGAGCUACCUAACGUCCGAGAUGCUGUCCCUGUCAUCCAUCCUGGCCAUCACAUUCUGUGGCAUUUGCUGUCAGAAGUAUGUGAAGGCCAACAUCUCAGAGCAGUCGGCCACUACUGUGCGCUAUACCAUGAAGAUGCUGGCAAGCGGAGCUGAGACCAUCAUCUUCAUGUUCCUGGGCAUCUCUGCUGUGGACCCACUCAUCUGGACCUGGAACACAGCCUUCGUGCUUCUCACGCUGCUGUUUGUGUCGGUGUUUCGGGCCUUGGGUGUGGUACUGCAGACAUGGCUGCUGAACCGCUACCGCAUGGUACAGUUGGAGCUCAUCGACCAAGUGGUCAUGUCCUAUGGCGGCCUGCGUGGGGCUGUGGCCUUUGCUCUGGUCGCACUGCUGGAUGGGGACAAGGUCAAGGAGAAGAACCUGUUCGUCAGUACCACCAUUAUCGUUGUCUUCUUCACUGUCAUCUUCCAGGGCCUGACCAUCAAGCCGCUGGUACAGUGGCUGAAGGUGAAGCGGAGUGAGCACCGGGAACCCAAGCUGAAUGAGAAGCUGCACAGUCGGGCCUUUGACCACAUCCUCUCGGCCAUCGAGGACAUAUCCGGGCAGAUCGGGCACAACUACCUCAGAGAUAAGUGGUCCAACUUCGACAGGAGGUUCCUCAGCAAGCUGCUCAUGAGGCGGUCAGCCCAGAAGUCUCGGGAUCGGAUUCUGAACGUGUUCCAUGAGCUGAACCUGAAGGAUGCCAUCAGCUAUGUGACCGAGGGGGAGCGCCGCGGCUCCCUGGCCUUCAUCCGUUCCCCAAGCACAGACAACAUGGUCAACGUGGACUUCAGCACGCCACGCCCAUCCACCGUGGAGGCCUCCGUCUCCUACCUUCUGAGAGAGAGUGCCAGCGCCGUGUGCUUGGACAUGCAAUCACUGGAGCAGCGGCGUCGGAGUGUACGGGACGCUGAGGACAUGGUCACGCACCACACGCUGCAGCAGUACCUGUACAAGCCUCGGCAGCAGCACAAACACCUGUAUAGCCGGCACGUGCUGAGCCCCAAUGAGGACACACGGCAGGACAAAGAGAUCUUCCAGCGCACCAUGCGCAAGCGGCUAGAGUCCUUCAAGUCAGCCAAGUUGGGCCUUGUCCCUGGCAAAAAGGCAGCCAAGCUGCACAAGAGGGAGCGGGCACAGAAGCGGAGAAGCAGCAGCAUCCCCAACGGGAAGCUGCCCCUGGAUAGCCCUGCACACGGCCUCACCCUUAAGGAGAGAGAGCUGGAAAUUUCAGACCCCGAGGACGCCCCCGACUACAAAGCUGAGGGAAUAAGUGGGGGCAUCAAGUUCCUGGCCAGUGUCACCAAGGACACGACCUCUGACUCCCCCACAGGAAUUGAUAACCCUGUGUUCUCCCCGGACGAGAACCUGGCCCAUAGCCUCCUGGCCAGAAUGCCGCCUUGGCUGACUCCUGAGGAGGCCGUGGUGCCCUCCCAGAGGGCCCGUGUGCAGAUCCCCCACUCUCCAGGCAACUUCCGCCGCCUGGCACCCUUCCGGCUCAGCAACAAGUCUGUGGACUCAUUCCUGCUGGCUGACAGCCAGGACCAGUCCACACAUAUGUAACACACAUGUGACACUGGCUCCGACACGCCGCUGACGGGACACUCAUCCCCACGCCGCUGGCAGCCCAACGCCGAGAAGCCCCCUCUGCCCGCGCAGCUGCCGCGCCCUCUGGCCGCGAGCCCGACUCUGCCUGGGCCCGGUGACCCCGCGCCAUCCACCCGCGAGCCGGUGC